Capsella rubella is the source of this 1495-nucleotide messenger RNA. Its product is annotated as putative cyclin-A3-1. Gene Ontology annotation, biological process: regulation of cyclin-dependent protein serine/threonine kinase activity; mitotic cell cycle phase transition. The record is from RefSeq and is a predicted model, not a curated record. Gene Ontology annotation, cellular component: cyclin-dependent protein kinase holoenzyme complex; cytoplasm; nucleus. Gene Ontology annotation, molecular function: cyclin-dependent protein serine/threonine kinase regulator activity. The transcript has 7 exons. NCBI's taxonomy places the organism in Eukaryota, Viridiplantae, Streptophyta, Magnoliopsida, Brassicales, Brassicaceae. The coding region runs from base 217 to 1305 and encodes 362 amino acids.
AUUUUUGAAGCUGAAAACAAAAACAUUAACAAAACCGCCAAAACACGAUUCAGCUGAAAAUUUCGAAAAUAAUCAAAGAGAGCGCCAAAAUAAAUAAAAAAUCCAAUCUUUAUUCCCAAAAAUGUCUCUUUGCUUCUUCUCUUUUUCUCAACUCAUCUCUCUUCUUCACUCUCAUCUUCCAAGUCUCGAUCUCAUUGAUCUCUUCUUCAUCAAAUCAUGUCCGACGAAAAAGAGAAUUGCGUUAGGAUGACAAGAGCAGCAACGAAACGUAAAGCUGCCAUGGCGGCGACUAUAGACGAAGAGCGAAUCAGCAAGAAGAGAGUCGUACUCGGAGAGCUUACGAACUUGUCGAACAUUAAGAAGCCUCGCAAAGUAGCUACUAAGGUUAUUACAAAGAAACAGAAGAAACCAGUUUUGAUCCCGACGACAGUCGUAACGGUGAACUCAGAUAUUGAUAUGAGAUCUGAUGAUCCUCAGAUGUGUGCUCCUUAUGUUACAUCGAUCUUUGAGUAUCUUCGUGACUUAGAGGGGAAAGUAAAGUCAAGGCCUUUGAUUGAUUAUAUUGAGAGGAUUCAGAAAGAUGUAACUUCGAACAUGAGAGGUGUUUUGGUUGAUUGGUUGGUUGAAGUUGCUGAAGAAUACAAACUUCUCUCAGACACUCUUUACCUCGCUGUCUCGUACAUUGAUAGAUUCUUGUCUCUCAAGAAUGUUAAUAGAAAAAGGCUUCAGCUUUUGGGAGUUACUUCAAUGCUUAUUGCUGCAAAGUAUGAAGAGAUUACUCCUCCAAAUGUGGAAGACUUUUGUUUCAUCACGGACCAUACUUACACGAAACAAGAGAUUGUGAAGAUGGAAGCUGAUAUACUUCUUGCCUUGGAGUUUGAAUUAGGCAACCCAACAAGCAACACAUUUCUGAGACGGUUCACAAGGGUUUCACAAGAAGAUUUCGAAAUGUCACCUUUGCAGAUGGAGUUUCUUUGUAGCUAUCUUUCAGAGUUAAGCAUGUUAGACUAUAACUCUCUGAAGUUUCUUCCGUCAAUCGUUGCUGCUUCAUCGGUUUUUCUCGCUCGGUUCAUCAUCCGUCCAAAGCAACAUCCCUGGAGUGUAAUGCUAGAAGAAUACACAAAAUACAAAGCGGGUGAUCUGAAAGAAUGCGUGGGCAUGAUACAUGACUUGUAUCUGAGUAGAAAAGGUGGAGCUUUACAAGCUAUAAGAGAUAAAUACAAGCAGCAUAAGUUCAAGUGUGUGGCGACAAUGCCUGUAUCGCCAGAGCUGCCUCUUACGUUUUUUGAAGAUGUCAACAUCUAGAUUAGACAGUAUGGUCAUGGCCAAAGAUUGUAUAAAACCAGCAAGUGGUUUUGUUGGUCUUUUUUUAUUCUUAGUGUUUUGGGUUGUACAUGUCUUAGGACUUCUUCUAGUUGUGAUUAAGGAUCUUUAACUUCUCUUUAAAGAUUUUGGUUACAUAGUUAAUGAAAUUUUUGUUUGGGUUAUAAUUUAA